Drosophila rhopaloa is the source of this 679-nucleotide messenger RNA. Its product is annotated as glycine-rich protein DOT1. The coding region runs from base 182 to 622 and encodes 146 amino acids. NCBI's taxonomy places the organism in Eukaryota, Metazoa, Arthropoda, Insecta, Diptera, Drosophilidae. The record is from RefSeq and is a predicted model, not a curated record. The transcript has 2 exons.
CGCGUCCACUGCCGUGCAGACGGUUCAAUUGAUCACGCGUCUUUAACCAGCUUCGUCAUCGGCCCACACAGUUGAACUUGAAGUUUUUACGACAAGUUAUAAUAAUUUUAAAAAUAUAAAAUAAACCUGUGUCUAUUUUCAAAACAUAUUUAAUCAAUUAAAGUCCGCACACAAAGUAAAGAUGCAAUUCAUUUGUUCAAAAAUGCUCCUGUUCCUGGGAGUCUGCAUCCUGUUUCUCCUUCCGGAUGCUUCAGCCGGAAAAAUUAAACUACUGGCUUUUAAGGGACCACACGCCGGAUUUGUGGCUCUCAAGGCUCGUACUCCAAAGUUGCUGGGCUUAAAGAGUGGAUUAGUGGGUGGUGCUGCUGGAUUUGGACUCGGAGCGGCUGUGGGAGCCAAGUUAGGCGCUGGAUUAGCGAGCCAUGGAGGAGGCGGUGGUUUCGGUGGUGGUUACGGCGGAGGACACGGCGGAGGAUACGGCGGAGGCUUCGGAGGUGGCUAUGGAGGUGGCUACGGAGGAAGCAGCGGCUACGAGCACCACGAAUAUCAUCACGAAAGCCAUUACAGCGGAGGAUCCGGAUACGGGGGCGGAGAUGUCGGAGGCGGCCUUUGGGGAAAAUAAGUCUUAUUUAGUGCAAUAAGUGAAAAAUCAUGUGCUUGCCAUUAGAAUCAAACAUUA